Molecule: messenger RNA, 591 nt
Organism: Saccostrea cuccullata (small rock oyster)
Lineage: Eukaryota; Metazoa; Mollusca; Bivalvia; Ostreida; Ostreidae
Exons: 3
Coding region: 1-591 (196 amino acids)
Source: RefSeq, a predicted model, not a curated record
AUGCAAAGGGUCUCUGCCAAAUCUUUUGAGGAUUUUUCCUCUGCUAGAGCAUAUAUGGAUGCAAUUGAAACAACCCAGGACAUCCCAACACAUAUGGACAAUCAGGCCAUGGCCUACAGUACGUACAAAAGUCGCCAUACUGUUAAAGCAGUGACUUGCGUGGCUCCAAACGGUGCACUUACAUUUUGCUCCAUGCUGUACCCAGGUUCUACUCCUGAUGUAGCUACUGUACGUCACAGCCAAGUUUUAAGAAAGUUCAAAGCUGGAGACCUUAUUUUGGCGGACAAAGGUUUCACCAUUCAUGACCAGUUGCCCCAAGGUGUCUGCUUAAAUAUACCAGCUUUUUUAUCGACACGAGGCCAGUUUACCAAACAAGAAGCAGCACUGUGUUACAAGAUUGCUAAAGCACGUAUUCAUGUGGAAAGAGCCGACGAGAGGAUAAAGAAUUACGAGAUUCUCCGUCACAUCCCAUCUACUUACCGACCAAUCUCAACAAAAAUAUUUCAACUCUGUUCUUGUCUUAAAAUGAAAAUCCCUUUUGUUAGCAUGGAUUUAUUACAAGAAUGUUUGGCAAUUCCAUUCUUCAUUUGA